This is a messenger RNA of Portunus trituberculatus (swimming crab), 6429 nucleotides long. Its product is annotated as dnaJ homolog subfamily C member 5-like. The record is from RefSeq and is a predicted model, not a curated record. Bases 124 to 1002 code for a protein of 292 amino acids. Gene Ontology annotation, biological process: regulation of neuromuscular synaptic transmission. The transcript is spliced from 12 exons. Lineage: Eukaryota; Metazoa; Arthropoda; Malacostraca; Decapoda; Portunidae. Gene Ontology annotation, cellular component: type Is terminal bouton.
UAUUUAUGUACUAGUAAUGUGUGAAGUGGACACAGUGCCAAGGAAGUAACAGGCAGUGACGUUAGGGAUUGUCCAGUUUGCUGCCUCUGUACGCCAGCAUCCAGCCAGCCCAGAUCCCUCAAGAUGCAGGGAGGGAGGCAGGAGAGGAGUAUGUCGACCACGGGGGACUCCCUUUACGAAACUCUAGGGGUCCCCAAAGAUGCCACCACUGACCAAAUUAAGAAAACCUACCGGAAGCUGGCCCUCAAGUACCACCCGGACAAGAACCCCAACAACCCAGAGGCAGCCGAAAAGUUCAAGGAGGUAAAUCACGCCCAUGGAAUCCUCAGUGAUGCCACCAAGAGGAACAUUUAUGACAACUAUGGCUCACUGGGUCUGUACAUCGCCGAGCAGUUUGGGGAGGAGAAUGUCAACACUUACUUCCUGGUCAAUUCUGGCUGGUGCAAGGCAUUGUUCCUCUUCUGUGGCAUCAUCACUGGCUGCUACUUCUGCUGUUGCUGUUGCUGCUGCUUCAACUUCUGCUGCGGCAAAUGCAAACCAAGGCCUCCCGAUGAGACUGGAGAUUAUCACAACCUGAACACAGGUGCAGAGGACUGGCGCGAGCAGGCGGAAGGACCCAUCACCAACCAGCCAGGCCCUUCAGCCCCCAAGGAGGAAGUGAGCGAUGAAGACCAGGAGGCAGCGAAGGCUGCAGGAGAGCCUGUUACUUCCCAGCCACCCCCAUCCACCAACCCCUUCAGGAAGCAGGAGGAGUCUGGGCUAAUGAAUGACUCGCGAGCCUCCACUAAUCCCUUCAGGCAAGAGGAGAGGCCCUCCCAACCUCCUCGCAGCAAUCCCUUCAGGACUCCUGGUGGUGAGGCUGGCCCCGGGAUGAGCCAGCCUGUGUUUGCCAUGCCACCACCUUCCCAGGGCACCAACCCCUUCAAUGCAGGAGCCAAUGAAAGCACCUCCCUCAACACUGGUUCCCAGCCCACCUACACACCAGUUGCAGAGGAGAAGUAGUUGAUUUUCUAGAGCAUUUAGGAGGUUUGGACAGCAUGUCGCAGAAUGCAUCUCCUAGUCAUGGCCAUUAGAGACCUGGACCUGCGUGGAGGAGGUGUUGCCAGCCUGUAGAAGAAUCUCCUUGCCUCCUUGCAUUCCCCCAGCUGGGCCUCUGUGAAAGAGAGAGGUCCCAGAGGCAGUGAUGCUGCACUCCUUACUUGAACGAAGAGGAUACAAGUGGUGUGUGUGUGUGUGUGUGUGUGUUUAGAAGUUUAUUGAAAAGGACAUUUAAUUCAUCAGUUCCAAAUGGUUUUUAACUGGUAUUAGAGAGAGUAGAGAGAAAGAGAGAGAGAGAGAGAGAUUCAGGUAUAUAGUCUUAGCAUAUCAGUUAAACAUUGCUUUUCAUUUAAUCCAGUCAUCGUGUUCGUUCAGCGGUGCAGCAUAGACGCCCAGCUUUCUAAUAUUACUUUAUAUGCUGCUGGUGACAGGCAGCUGGUAGCUACCUUUACCUCUCCAGUAGCCACCUUGAGGUUGUGUGCUGGUAAUAACUGACCAGAUUAAAGGGGUAUUAUUAUAUUAUUAUUAUUAUUAUUAUUAUUAUUAUUAUUACUAUUAUGUAUAGUGGUAGAGAAUCAUUAUACUUUUUUCUUUUCCUUUUUUAACUUUUUAUACUGAACAUGUUCCUCAUCUCAUUGGAAGUGUAGAUGUUAGAUGUCCUCUCUCAUUCCCCACCUGCUGCUGCCUCCAAUGUCCUCCACAGGUGUGCUGGGGAAGGGAAGGCUAGCUUGAAUGUGUCCUUAUUUCACAUUCACAGUCUCAUUCAACACUUAGAGACAAACUGUAGAUAUCAUAUCACAUUUCAGUUAUUAUUAUUAUUAUUAUUAUUAUUAUUAUUAUUAUUAUUAUUAUUAUGGUAUUAUUAUUAAUGGUAUUAUUGGUAUGAUUUUGGUAGUGUCAAGUGAAUGCUGAAGUGUUAGUAACUAGCCUCUGUCAUCAUUUUAUAUUCCUGUCUGUUAUUAACCAUCUCCUCUGGCACAUGAUUCUAGAAGUGUAGUGUUCAUUAUAGUACGACGAUGUGCUCACAUGAUUAUGUAUUUCUGGUUCAGCAGUUUCAUUAUUUGUGCAAUCAAGAUUGAGUGUGGCUUGCCAGUCUGUCCAUGAGUCAACCAGUUAAUCUGCUGAGAAUGUUGUAAAGGCUUUGGUCAGAAGAGGAAGGAGCACCAGGCAGCAUUUGUCAGGUAAAUUAUGGGGCUGGAUUCCCUCACUCACCCAGUAAGGCAUUUUAUUCAUCAGUGAACUUAUUUUCCACCACUACCUAUCACACAGUAUAAACUUAUGUACCAGUAAACUGAGGCAUUAGUUGUGUUUGCUUGGCUUAUAUGUACAAAUGAAACAAGUAAGUAAUUAUCUGGGCAAUGUUUAGGUGUUGGGUAAAUUUAUCUAAAGACAGGGAUGAGUGAGAAUAAGAAAUUUGUCAGAAAAUCUCUUGGAUCUUGCUUGAAUGAGAGUGAGUGAGGGAGGUUGAGCUGUGACUUACAGCUGCCACACAUGCUCCUUCCUGUUCUCUGCGUUGAUUUAUGAGGCAGUGGGAGAAAUAAAACCUGUCUGGCCUUCAAGUAGCAGUCACCACAUAAAUUCAGGUUGUUAUCCACCAUCACUGCAUCUAGUCUUGUGGUGAUAUUGCACCUGCCUGCACUGGGCAUUAGCUAGGCCACCCCUCAUCUCAAGGAGACCUCCCCAAUCUAUGCUACCUGUGCCGAGAGAGGAGACAACAGGAGGAAGGUUACUAAUUUUUAACUCGUGUACCUGUGCCAAUAGGUUUCCUUUGUUUUGGGGACUUGUUCUCUGUAGCCAGUAAUUAACUUCUCCCCGCGUGUAUGUGUGUGUGUGUGUGUUUGUGUCUCUUUCUUGCUCCACAUUUAUCUCCUCUUGUGGCCUUGUCUGUUAAUUUUCAAAGGUCAAGUGUUGUUUUUUUUAACUUGUCUGUGUCUAUGGUCUAAGAAGUGUUGCUUUCUUCUCUUGGGUCUCAUCUUUAACCUUAUUUAUCACUCCUAAGUUUAGAGUAGUGUGGUAAGGAUUUCUGCAACAGUGGUUUUCACAUUUGUAGAAAUCUGGGAUCCCAUUUUCACAUGUACUUAUGUUUUUAUUUAUGUUCUUUGUUUCCUUGUACUUGAUUUUCCUAGUAAUGUGUAUUGGGUUUGAGUGGCAAGGCAGGUGGUUAUCAGUGUUAGUAUUCAUUCAGCUGCAGAGUGAGUAAAUGAAGCAAGUGCAAAUGGUUGUUGAUAUCUUCGUGUUACUUCUUAGGUAUUAUUUCAUAUUUUUAUGUUGAUAAUUUAAAAGUAGGUGUUCUGAAGUAAUGUAGUGCAGAGUCCAGUAAGUCUAACAUGGUGCAUUUGUUAUCUGUCAUUCAUUGGUCAAGAAACUCCCCUGAAGAAAUUAAUCAAAGUGUAAAAUAUAGACAACCUCGCAGUGAAGCUUAUUAGCCAUUUUGAUUCCCAUAGACAUUGUUGUUUUGCGCCUCCUUUCCCUUCACCAAUCAGGCCUCAACUGCAUUCUCUUAACAUUAGUGCAUCACCAGGCUUGCCAAUCACAGUUACCUCUUUUCAGGUCAUAGUCUGAGAGGUUUGCCUUAAAGAGAACUAGCCUUCCUUUUUUACUGUCAUUGCAUACUUCUAUUUAUUCAUUUAGCUGGCUUUUUCUCCUCAGGUGGCUAUUACUGUAUUUUGGUGUGCGUGUGACUGUGACAGCAGGUGUUACCCUUCUCUCCGUGACUUAGUCCUCUAGACGGGAGGCAUUGAUUGUUACGAGUAAUAGUGGAUGUGGUUUGUCCAUGUAGAUGUGCUCAAUACCUCUGCAUAGGGCAAAGGCAAACAUACACACACACAUAUAUACAGUUCAUAAACACAUAACGUACGUACAUACAGUCAAGUGUACGAUUUCUCAAGCCUCUCAAGAUGUAAAUACUAUGUCUUCUUACCGUCUCUGUCCCUUGUCAGUCUCUUUGCUCUCUGCCCCUCACUAGACCUUAAGAUGUCUGUCUAGAGAAGAGAUGCUACUCAGUUCCCUGCAAUGUAUGGCUGCAGCUUGCUGGGAUGUGUUAGACUGAGUGUUGAGUAAUGGUAAUAAUAUAAAGUUGCUACCCAUUUUAUGAUCAUUGUUGAGAUUAUUGAAUUGUUAAAUUUUGGAAAGAGUAUUUAAGGAAAACUUCUAAGACAAAGCAAACUAGGUGUGGAUGUAGUGGUAGUCUAUGGUGGUUCCUGAGAGACUUUUUUAGCUAGGCUGUGGAGUUACAUCACAUUGACUUGGAGAUUGAGUUAGUGUUGUUUUUUCUUAUGUGCAUGCCUAGUUAUUGGUAUCGUGUUCAUGGGUCGGGUGUCGGUGUUUUGAUGUUUACUAAUUGGCAGAGAACAUUGCUUGCAUUAUGUUUGGUUUGAUAAAUUUGUCAUUGUGUGAAGAGAAGUUUGGAUGUAUUUGUUUUUCACAUUUUAAAUUCAUUCCAAGAGAAAUGUGUUGAUUGAGAAGAAAAUCUAUAAUGAGGAUAUUUUGCCAGCUAAAUGUUGACUCCUAUAGCUGUAGUGGAAGAUAUAGGUAUUAUGCAGUAAAUGUACAGUGGUGGCAGAUUCAUACAGCAGAAUAUGUGUUCAUAGGAGUGUAAGUCUUAGGUUCCAUCAUUCCAUCCCUGAGUCACCCACCACACAGGGAAGGGAUGGCAGUAAAGACAGGAGGCUACUGGACUUUUAGCCUUUACAGAUACUGGUUGCUGAUUGUUCUCUCUCUGAUUCCACGGCAAUAUGCAUUUCCUUUAUGCUUCCUAUCAUACUAUGAAUCAUAAUAUCAAUGCUGAUAUACAAUUAACUCCUUAACCCUUUGUAAAACCAUCAGUACUGCUGGCUAAGUGUUCUCCCUCUAUUCAAUUAUGAUGCACCCUGUCAGCUGAGUCUGUGGCUUGCUGGGACAAACUGCAAGUGUCUGGUGGAGUGAACAAUGCAGCUUUCCAGUAACACCCAUGAGCUUAGAGUCUCAAAUCCCAUCCAGUACCACCUUUAGGGCAUCACACUUUUUGUUGCCUUUUAUCGCUUGUGUGUGGAAUUUGCCAGAAAGGAAAACGUUCAUUAGAUGGUGUAGCAGGAGGCCUGAGCAAGGUCUUCAGAGCCCAUCCUAGAUAUCUGGUGCCUUGCAAUGGCCGGCACUGAAGUGCAAGUCUCAGAAGUGUCUGAGUGUUUAUUCUCAGCAGGAGCAUCAUUCCAGAAGAGGCAAAGAAUCUGUCUUAUUGUGUGGGUGCUGGUCAGGUCCCCAAGGGCAAGACUGUACCUAGUGCAAUGUUCCCCUCGUCCCUUACAAUUGUACGUUACUAUGAUCCCCUCCCUGUUUAUCUUGGUCUUCUCAUCAUGUCCUGCACGUAUCUGCCAGUGAUAGAGUGGGAAAAAGAGUGUAUACAGAAUCUUACUUCUUGCAUGAUUGUUUAAUCAGAGAGGUCUAUUAUAGAAAGGGAGUUAUUUAUGAUGGCAAGGAUGUGUUAGUUGAUAAGAAAAGAGCAUACAUACAUACAUACUAUCUCUCGCCCUUUUAUCUUGAUUCAGAAUUACUUUGUGUAUCCAUCCAAUAAAGCUACUUAUAAAUUUAUGAAAAAAUUAAAUUAUACCUUUUUCUAGCCCCAGUCAGGGUGUCUACAAAUUUCUUGUUUUAUAGAUUUGCAUCAUUCAUCCAUGGAUUCAAUUAAAGCAUGGAAGGCUCAUUCAUUGGGUCAUGUAUAUCAUAUUAGUAGGCAUAAGUUCAUGAAAAAAAUGUAUAGAGACUACAAUACUUUUAAUGUUCGUAUAAGUGACUUCAUUCCCUCCCUCCUGAGCAAUAACUGCAAAUUUAUCACCAUAAUGGGCACUUGUGUUGUCUCAGGCAGCAUCAGUCAUCACUGCAUCACCAGGUGUGUCUCUGUGGCCGCCAUCUCGGACCACAGAGAGUCAACAGCAUUCUUAAGUUACUUGCAGCAUCUUCCAUGUCAGCCUUCCAAGCUCCCCAGACACCCUGACUAGAGAUAAAAGUUACUGUCCAUUCAGUCUGUUAUUAGGACAGUGUCUUAAGUUCUGUCAACACUUUUCUCUGCCACUCUGCACCUUGUACUGUGUCACUCAUGGGCUGCGGCAGAACAACACCCUGUCCCUGAAAUCCACCAUUAAAAUGUCAGGCGUCAUUUGCAACCAACCUAACCUGUGCUAUGUAUGAUCUAAAGUUGUGUGUUGUUAGUGAAGAGAAAUUGUCAAUGCACUAAUCAUCUCACAGUGUUGCCCUGCCCAGCUUUUCUCAUUUCGUGUCUUAAUAAAUAAUGGAGAAAUGUGAGAUACUUGAGACUGUAGAUCCUGUACAUAUUUAAAAAAGAGUUACUGUUGAUCAUGGUGAUAACCUUAUGUGCAUGUACUGAGGCUGUAUAGUAUAAAAGUCCCAUUAUUUCAU